AUGCAACUCCGACACAAUUGUCUUGGUACAUGGAGCGGUAUGUGGCACUUCCUUGUGCUGGGCACCAGCGACUCCGACAAAUUUUCUGGAGACGUCAACCACCUUUGGCCGGGAAACGGCACUCAUGAUGACCCGUAUAUUAUAUCAUGGGAUGAAAAUGAUGCAUUAAAUGCCCGCAAUUAUGGUGCUGGGAGAAAAGGCAUCAUUAUAGCUAUUUCGGGCAUGUCAACCCUCUCAGUAGCUUUUGCAUCGAGUGCUUAUUCGGGAGAUUUGUCUGCCAUUUGUCAUUAUUUUGGAGUUUCUGAUGAGGCUACGACACUGGGAUUAUCGCUUUAUGUCCUGGGGUUCGCGAUAGGGCCGCUACUAUGGGCCCCACUGAGUGAGGCGUUUGGCAGGAGAAUCAUGUUCUUAACCACCUUCAGCCUUUUCGCCAUCUUGAAUAUUGCGGCAGCCGUUUCAGCUAAUUUCGCUUCGCUGAUCGUUCUCAGAGCUUUGGCCGGAACGUUCGGCGCUGCACCUCUUACUAACUCUGGAGGGGUUGUGGCUGAUCUAUACGAUGCGGAAACGAGAGGGCUUGCCGCGGUCUUUUAUUCAUGCGCCACCUUCCUUGAGCCUGUCCUUGGUCCAAUCGCAGGGGGAUUCCUUGGGGAGACUCAAGGCUGGAGAUGGAUCGAGGGCUUGCUGGCAUUCUACUCUGGAAUUAUGUUAAUCCUCGGUAUCGUUGCUGUUCCCGAAACCUUCAGUAUCGUUAUUCUUCGGCGACGAGCCGCUAUGCUCUCGAUGCAGACGGGAAAUUUUUAUGUUACAAGUGAUGAUCAUCGCAACCCUCCAGGGUCUCUAAUAAGGAGAUUUCAAGAAGCGACGAGCCGUCCUUUGCGCCUGCUCUACAAAGAGCCUUUAGUGAUUGUCCUCGCGCUCUACAUGUCUUUCAUCUACGGCACCACCUAUCUAUUGCUAGCAGCACUACCUAUCGUUUUCCAGCAAGUCCGCGGAUGGAGCCCAGGGGUGGGUGACCUUCCAUUCAUUUCCAUUGCGAUAGGCAUGUGUUUUGCUACAGUUUUCAUGGUCUUCAUCAACCGUCAAUACGCAAGAAAAUUCAGAGCAUCCCAGAGUGGCCAGCGCCCCCCAGAAGCACGCCUGCUUUCGGCCCAAGUUGGGGCAGUUUUCAUUCCCAGCGGUCUCUUUCUUUUUGCAUGGACCAAUUCUCCCUCGGUGCAUUGGGCUGUUUGUAUGGUGGGAAUCGCUAUGUUUGGAUUUGGCAAUAUCUGUGUUUCAUUAGCAUUGGUCAACUAUCUCGUCGAUAGCUAUGUGGCAUAUUCGGCCUCAGCCCUUGCCGCUGCGACGGUAAUGCGAUCACUUUGUGGGGCGGUGUUUCCGCUUUUCACAACGUAUAUGUACGAAAGGUUAGGGAUUCACUGGGCAAGCAGUGUACCGGGCUUUCUGUCUCUGGCUUGUCUUCCAGCUGCAUUCAUAUUAUCCAAGUAUGGACCCCAGAUACGCCAACGCUCCAAGUUUGCUAUCGCGAUGAGCGAAGAGAAGUAG
Aspergillus luchuensis is the source of this 1542-nucleotide messenger RNA. Its product is annotated as MFS transporter. Bases 1 to 1542 code for a protein of 513 amino acids. The transcript has a single exon. NCBI's taxonomy places the organism in Eukaryota, Fungi, Ascomycota, Eurotiomycetes, Eurotiales, Aspergillaceae. Gene Ontology annotation, biological process: transmembrane transport. The record is from RefSeq and is a predicted model, not a curated record. Gene Ontology annotation, molecular function: transmembrane transporter activity.